Messenger RNA from Ixodes scapularis (black-legged tick), 1360 nucleotides. RefSeq lists its product as uncharacterized. Bases 1 to 1257 code for a protein of 418 amino acids. The transcript has a single exon. The record is from RefSeq and is a predicted model, not a curated record. Lineage: Eukaryota; Metazoa; Arthropoda; Arachnida; Ixodida; Ixodidae.
AUGUUUUGCGACAGCGGCAAGCCUCCAGACCUCUCAAGUUUUCUUGACCCCUUCUUGAAGGAAAUUCAAGAGAUGACAGCCAACGGCUUCGUUUACAAGGGUUCGUGCCUAACCGUCCAUUUAACAGCCGUCAUAUGCGAUGCUCCUGCAAGGAGCUUUGUUAAGAAGGUCAAGGGCCAUACUGGGUAUCAUGGCUGUGAGAGGUGCUGCCAGAAGGGUCGGCACAUUGAGGGAAGGAUGACAUUCCCGGAACUUGAAGCACCAAAACGAACUGACAAGUCAUUUCGUGACCAAGAGGACCCAUUGCACCACGUGGGUGACUCGCCGUUCACUCUGCUGAAAAAUGAUAUAAUUUCACUUUUCCCCCUAGACUACAUGCAUCUAGUGUGUCUAGGUGUGAUGCGCCGCCUGCUUCAAACGUGGGUUAGGGGGCGUGGAUCGUUGAGGACCACGCAGAAAGAAAAACUCAACAGAAGACUAAAGUCGUGUGCCAAAGUAUUCCCCCGACACUUCCAACGGAAGCCCAGAGGUGUGGACGAGGUCGACCGGUGGAAGGCAACAGAAUUCCGGACCUUCCUCUUGUAUGUUGGACCUGUUGUUCUGAGGGGCCUGCUUCCAGAUCACCAGUACGAACAUUUUCUCUUUUUGCAUGUGGCCAUAAGAAUUCUUGCAUCACCAGCUCACCACGUUGAGCAUAACGCCUAUGCCAGAGACCUGCUUCGUUUUUUUGUGCAGGAGUAUGGCACCGUAGGACUUUACGGAGCACGGUUUUUAACCUACAAUGUACACACAUUGAGCCACCUUGCCGAGGAGUGCCUUGUCCACGGACCGCUUGACGCAUUUAGUGCAUUCCCUUUCGAGAGUUUUCUCGGAAAACUCAAGCCCCUGCUGCGAACACAUAGCAACCCUUUGGCGCAAGUUAGCCGCAGGCUUUCUGAACAUGCGGGAGCAACAUGCUUCUCUGUUGCAAAACGAGUCACCCACACCAUCAACAAAGGAGACUGCUACCUGAUCAGGAAAUCCCCAGUCAUCGUUUUAGAGGUGUCUCAAAGCACGUGCGAAGUUGCUUCAUUAACAAAUGCUAGGAACUUUUUCGAUGUUCCGAUGAAAUCAUCUGCCCUAGACAUUUUUAGAACCGAUGGCCAGGACACUACAGUCAAGAGAUUGCAGAUCUCAGAUGUUCAUGGGUCCCAACAGUGUCUUCUUUUGCCCUCCAAGUCCGGCCAUGUUGCCUUUCCACUCCUCCAUAUGCAGUAACUCCUUAUCUUUCCCUCGUUUGUUGUUUUCGGCUGGCCAGAACUCUCUGCCGGACAUUUGCUGAAACCUGUCGUAGAGGCUGUCGUCGGCUGUCUUGGUGGCU